This is a messenger RNA of Caenorhabditis bovis, 4635 nucleotides long. Lineage: Eukaryota; Metazoa; Nematoda; Chromadorea; Rhabditida; Rhabditidae. The record is from the annotation of a GenBank genome assembly.
AUGGAGUGGAUCAUUCUACUCUUACUAAUAUGUGCAGCUUUAUCUCAACAAUGUCCUGUCGAUUGUAUGUGCAAAGGCACAACGGUGGAUUGUUCUUCCAAAAAUUUGAAUGCAUUCCCCGACAAGAUCCCGGAGUAUACAACUGAAUUAAUACUCAGUAAUAAUAAUAUAAUGGCUCUGCGUAAAGUGGACGUCGAACAAUUGAAGGAAUUAAAAAGUUUAGAAUUGAAAAAUAAUUCAAUUAGUGAGAUUGAACAGAAUAUUCUCGACGUUCUUCCGGAAUUAACUAAAUUGGGAUUGGAUAUGAACAAAUUGAGAAGCAUUCCACAAUUGGCUUCAAAUCCACACUCAAAAAUUGAGACGUUGAAUUUCAGUGAAAACAUGAUUUCGAAAGUUGAUAAAUCGAUUAUUAAAGAAAACCCGACUGUGAAAGUGUUCACGAUUUCAAAAAAUCGCCUCCAAUCGCUUCCCAAUAAUUUUUUUCCAAGACAUCGUUUUCUUGAAAAUUCGUCGUUGAGGAGAAACCCGUGGACUUGCGAUUGCAGAAUUCUCCAAGUCAAAAAAUAUGCCGAAUAUCUAAUGAAGAUUGAUGCGAAUAACCAAUUCACUCCACGAUGUCUCUUCCCUCCACACCUCAAGGGCGAAUUGCUAACAGAUAUACCCGAUGAAAAGCUGCAAUGCUCGAAGCCGAUUAUAGUCGCACAUCGUGACGAAAAAAUAUUUGAUUGCCCAGUGGAGAAAGAAGAUUCCGUUCGAUUCAAAGUUACAUGGCUUGAUAAAAAUCUUGAUCCCGUUCUACCUGACGAUGAACUUCAUCAACUUCGUAACGGAUCUUUAGUGACUUCACCACUGUCAUCAAAGCAGAGAAACUCGAGAUUCACGCUUCAUUUCACAUUCCAGCAACCUCCAACUUCAUCUCGCGAUGGCGAAGUUUUGGAUUUGGUCUGCGAAGCUGCUGGUAAUCCAUCUCCAACUAUCUCAUGGAUGUUCGGCUCAACGAAAAUUAUUGAAUCCAGAAAACAUAAACUAAUGCGUGGAGGCCGAACACUCCGCAUUUGGCCAUUUUUGGAAUCUGACGUCGGUAAAUACACGUGUAUCGCCAAAAAUGACAACGGCGCUAUUAGUCACACAGUUCCCGUAACAUUAAUAAGCAGCGAAAAACCAAACAUUUUUGAUCCUCCUAUGGAAACUAAAGCCAAUAUUGGACAAUCGGUCACAUUACGAUGCAAAGCACGAGGGGUUCCAAAGCCAGAUAUUGUUUGGUUGUUCGAAGGAACGCGCAUUCCUAGAAAAAACACUCGUUACACAAUUUCUGAUGACAAUACCGAACUUAACAUUGAGAAAGUGACAAGACAUGAUUCUGGAGUUUAUACAUGCCAGGCAGUGAGCACAGCCGGAUCGGAUGUGGCUCAAGCAACCAUGACUGUUGGACAGGAAUUGACGAAUCAGGUUGAUGAACUGUUGAGUAAAGAAACAAUUGAUAUGAUUGCUAUGCAAGCGAAGGGUAAUGUGGAAAGCGCCUAUAAAUCGACCAAAGAAUCUUUGAAAAUCGACAAAAUUGAAAAUCCGCAGGACCUCCGAAAGCUUUUCAAGUUUGCCAUUCCACUUAAGAAAGUUGACUUGGGAAAAGCUCGCGAAAUCUACGAAGAAAGUUUGCGCUUGGUUCAAAUCCACAUUGAUAAAGGGCUCAAACUCAGCCCAACUGUUAUUGCUCCAAACGUUUCUUACGAAGCAGUUCUUCCCGUGAACUACGUUCAAACUCUCAUGGAGAAAUCAGGAUGUCAAACUGGCCAAUUUGUGGAAAGUUGCGAUGACAUUUGCUUCUUCUCCAAAUAUCGCUCGUACGAUGGCCAAUGCAACAAUUUUGAGCACCCGAUGAGAGGGGUUUCUGAAAUGGCAUUCCUUCGUCUUCUGCCUCCACGUUAUGAAAAUGGAUUCAAUACUCCUGUUGGAUGGGAAAAAGGGAAGCUUUAUAAUGGCUUCGAAGUACCCAACGCACGUAAAGUCUCACGACUUCUGAUCGGCACUGACGAAAUUACUCCACACGAUCAUUUAUCGUCAAUGACGAUGCAAUGGGGCCAAUUUAUUGAUCAUGAUAUGACAUUGACUGCGCCUGCUUUAACCCGUCAUAGUUACAAAGAAGGAGCUUUUUGUAACAGAACAUGUGAAAAUAUUGAUCCUUGCUUCAACAUUCAAUUGGAACCAGAUGAUCCAAAAUUGCAUACUGGACUCUACCAAAAGUAUCCGUGCAUGGAAUUUGAACGAAACGGAGCAAUUUGCGGUAGUGGUGAAACUUCUCCGAUCUUCCAAAGAGUUACAUACCGUGAUCAGAUGAAUGUGCUUACAUCUUAUCUAGACGCAUCUGGAAUUUAUGGAAACAGUGAAGAGCAGGCACUCGCAUUGCGAGAUUUGUUUAGUGAUCAUGGAUUGCUGCGAUUUGAUAUUGUUUCUGCCGCGAACAAACCAUAUUUGCCGUUUGAGAAAGAGGAUGACAUGGAUUGCCGAAGAAACUAUUCUCGUGAAAAUCCGAUUAAUUGCUUCUUGGCUGGUGAUAUUCGAGCUAAUGAACAAUUGGGACUGAUGUCAAUGCAUACAAUUUUCAUGAGAGAACACAAUCGAAUUGCUGGAAAAUUAUUGGAAGCGAACGAAAACUGGGACGGAGAAACAAUUUUCCAAGAAACAAGAAAAAUAAUUGGAGCCAUUCUGCAAAAGAUUACUUACGAUGAUUGGUUGCCAAAAAUUCUUGGAAGAGCUACGUAUAACGAAGUAAUUGGCCCUUAUAAAGGUUAUAAUCCCGAUGUCGAUGCGACAAUUUCCAACGAAUUUGCUACUGCAGCUUUAAGAUUUGCGCACACUCUCAUUAACCCUCAAUUGUUCCGAUUUGACAAAAACUUUACCGUAAUAAAAGAGGGCCAUAUUCCACUGCAUAAUGCAUUUUUUGCUCCUGAGCGUUUGGUGUCCGAAGGUGGAGUUGAUCCAAUUCUUCGUGGAUUGUUUGCAGCUCCGAUUAAAUUGCCAAAACCGGAUCAGAUCUUGAACAAGGAGUUAACAGAAAAACUCUUCAAUAAAUACCACGAGGUCGCUUUGGAUUUGGCUGCAUUCAAUAUUCAACGUGGUCGAGAUCACGGAUUACCGACAUGGACUGAAUACCGAAAAUUUUGUAACCUAUCGGUCCCGAAGACGUGGAACGAUUUGAAAUCAAUUGUGCAAGACGAGACGGUAAUUUUGAAGUUGGAAAAGCUAUAUGGCUCUCCAGAAAACAUUGAUUUAUGGGUAGGCGGUGUAACCGAGAAGAGAACGUCCGAAGCAUUGAUGGGGCCAACAUUGGCAUGUAUCAUCGCUGAUCAAUUCCGACGUACGCGAGACGGUGAUCGAUUUUGGUACGAGAAUGAUGAGGUUUUCACAAAGAUGCAGUUGCGACAAAUCAAAAAAGUGACGUUGGCAAAAAUAAUUUGUAUGAACGGUGACGAUAUUGAUCGUGUCCAGCGCGACAUUUUUGUCUAUCAUGGCGACAAAAUGCAAUUUUAUGAAAAGUGUGAGAAUCUUCCUGAAAUGAACUUGAAUAUGUGGACGACAUGCUGCGAUACCACUUGUUCUCUUUCAGCAGGUGUCACAAGAAACACCGUUGACGAGGUCAAGAAGAGAAAGAGAAGGGACAAGAAUUUGAAGGUUUGCACUGAAAAUAAGAAAGUAUAUCGUAGCGGUGAAAAAUGGAUCAACUCUGACGAUAAAUGCGUUCAGUGCAUGUGCGAUGAUGCUUCUUUCGCAAUGGAAUCGAUUCACGAGCAACACUGCGAUAACUGUUUCAAUGGGAGAUGUGAUUAUUCGCAAUGCACCCUCAAUGAAUGCGCAUUUUGUUUUGUGAAGUUACACAGUUGCAAAAUACCGGAUCAUGUGGAAAAUAUUUGCAGAAAGUCAACGAUUAAAUGCCCUAAUUUCACAUAUGGAUGCCCACACAAAUUUAUGAGAUUUAAAAUGAGUAGUCAUUUGGAAAACUGUCCGUGCAGUGUUGUCGUAUGUGGAAGAGAACGGUCCAGAAAGGCGCAAAACAAAUCAAACACGACGAUGCUGAAGAAUUGGGGAAAGUCACCAACCAGAUGGGACUUUAAGCUUGAAGAUAAAGAUAUUGAUGUUGGUUUGGCACUUAUUGACCAGAUUGAUUUAAAUGUGGAAAACCUACCCGAAAGCAUGAUUAAAAAUGAUAAUGCAAGCGUUGUCAAGAAUGGUGGAAAAUUGUACACGUUUAGAUGCCUUAAAAUUGUCAAGCGUACUGAAUUUGCAAAUCAUUCAUUGAUGCAGCACUCCCUAACGACUGAUCAGAUGGAACUCUGGGUGACUCGAUUGAUGAAUUAUUUGUCGAACUUUUGCAUUAAGGAGGACAACUUCUGCCAAAAUCCAACCGAAAUGGGACCAACCAUGUUUGAAAAUUUGCCGUUAUGGUUAUACGAACAUCUUUCCCAGUUUUUGACUGGAACGGCUUUAUUCAAUCUUUCAAGCACUAACAGAAUUGUAAGAGCCAAAGUGUUUGCGGCAUGUCGCAGUCAUACAUAUAUUGAUCAGAAAUGGGUGAAACCCAAUCCGGAUGGCGGAUGGAUAACCGAAAAACCUGUAAAGAAAAACAUUUUAAUAACUUGA